This is a messenger RNA of Spinacia oleracea (spinach), 3252 nucleotides long. RefSeq lists its product as uncharacterized. The record is from RefSeq and is a predicted model, not a curated record. The coding region runs from base 1 to 3252 and encodes 1083 amino acids. NCBI's taxonomy places the organism in Eukaryota, Viridiplantae, Streptophyta, Magnoliopsida, Caryophyllales, Amaranthaceae. The transcript has a single exon.
AUGGAUCGAAGUUGGAUUUCAACAAAAAUUCCGAGUGACCCAGAAUAUCAAGCAGGUGUAAGGGAAUUCAUUAAGUUUGCUGUUAAGAAUGGUGGAGGCCGCUCCAAGCUACGUUGUCCUUGUAUCAUGUGCCAUAAUUUCUUGCAUAAGAGACCCGGAGAAAUUCUUAAUCAUUUAUCUAAAUGGGCAUUUGAUAAAACAUAUACAUGUUGGAUUUGGCACGGCGAAUGCAGGGACGAAACAACGGUCGGUAACUCUGAGGCUAAUGUUUGUGAAGGUCAUAAUACGAAUGAGGGAGAUAGGUUAGAGGAAAUGCUUCAUCAAGUUGAGGAAGCUUUUGAUGAAGACCCUUUCACAUUUGAGAGCUUGCUAAAUGACUCCGAAAAGCCUCUCUAUGAAGGCUGCACUAAGUAUACAAGGUUGUCUGCAAUAAUAAGGUUGUAUAACGUGAAGGCGAGCCAGGGUUUGACUGAUAUAGACUUUAAUUUGAUACUGGAAGUGUUCAAAGAUAUGCUUCCAGAUGAUAAUGUCCUUCCAAGUCGUACAUAUGAGGCAAAAAAGACAUUAAGCCUUAUGGGUUUACCUUAUGAGAAAAUUCAUGCUUGCCCUAACGAUUGCAUGUUGUAUAGAAAUCAAAAUGAGUCAUUAGAGAGUUGCUCAGUUUGUAAUGCCUCGAGGUACAAGAAAGAGGAAGGACGAGUCCCUGCUAAGGUAUUAUGGUAUUUUCCAAUAAUACCGAGGUUUAAAAGGCUAUUUUCUAAUGCGAGAGAUGCCGAGAAGUUGACAUGGCAUUUUGAUAGUCGAGAAGAUGAUGGAUUUCUUAGGCACCCCGCUGACUCACCACAAUGGAGGUUUAUUGAUGGGAAAUUCCCCGAGUUUGCCAAAGAAAAGCGUAAUCUACGCCUUGCUUUGUCUACUGAUGGGUUCAAUCCAUUUGGCUCCUUGAGUAGCACUUAUAGUACUUGGCCUGUUGUUUUGAUUACCUACAACUUAUCUCCCACACUUUGCAUGAAAAGAAGGUAUAUGAUGUUGUCAUUGCUAAUUUCUGGUCCAAGACAGCCUGGUAAUGACAUCGACGUGUAUUUGGCUCCUCUGAUCGACGAUUUGAAGAUGCUUUGGGAAACAGGUGUAGAAGUGUUUGAUGCAUAUCGAAAUGAGAAAUUUAAUUUGAAAGCAAUGUUGUUCUGCACUAUUCAAGAUUUUCCGGCAUAUGGUAAUUUGUCUGGGUAUACAGUGAAAGGGAAGGCAGCAUGCCCCUUAUGUAUGGAGCAAUUUCCGGGACAUUGGUUGAACGGAUCAGGGAAGCAUGUGUUUGAUAGUCAUCGUGUAUUUCUGCCAUGUGAUCAUCACUAUCGUUACAUGAAAAAGGCCUUCAAUGGGAAACAAGAAUUUGGAGAGCGUCCAAAGAUCAUGUCUGGUGUAGAGGUGUUUGAGAAGAUAAAAGAUAUCCAGAUCACAUUUGGGAAGAAACAUCGAAAUUUUCUUUCUAAGCAAGGGUUUAAGAAGUGUUCAAAAUUGUGGAGCUUGCCAUAUUGGAGAUUUCUUUUCGUGAGACAUUCUCUUGAUGUGAUGCAUAUUGAGAAGAAUGUGUGUGAUAGCCUAAUUGGUACAUUAUUGAACAUCCCUGGGAAGACUAAAGAUGGCCCGAAAUCUAGAGCUGACUUAGAGACACUUGGGAUCAGACAGGAACUCCAUGUUGUUGAGAAGGAGAGUGGUCGAAAAUACUUGCCUCCUGCUGCGUAUACACUGUCUAGGAAAGAGAAAAUCGAGUUAUGUGAGAGCUUGGCAGGAGUUAAAGUGCCACAGGGGUAUUCUUCUAACAUUCGUAGCCUUGUAAACAUGGAUACCUUGAAGCUUGUGGGCCUUAAGUCUCAUGAUUGUCAUGUCCUAAUGCAACAAUUAUUACCCGUGGCUAUUCGUUCAAUUUUGCCUAAAAAUGUUCGACAUGCCAUUAUCAGACUUUGUUUGUUUUUUAAUGCAAUUUAUAGUAAAGUCAUUGAUCCUAAAGAUUUGAAAGCUUUGGAGGAAGAUAUUAUUAUAAUUUUAUGCCAAUUAGAGAUGUACUUUCCUCCAUCGUUUUUCGAUAUCAUGGUUCAUUUGACGGUUCACCUAGUAAGAGAGAUAAGAUAUUGUGGUCCUGUAUAUUUGAGAGUUCAAUGGGCUUUUGAAAGGAAAAUGAGAACGUACCAGGGAUAUGUUACAAAUGCUUAUCGGCCUGAGGGUUGUAUUGCCGAAAAACUUUUCUACGAAGAAGUAGUCGCAUAUGUUAGUGAAUUUAUGGUAAAUGCAAUGAAGAUAGGACUUCCUGUAUCUCGGCAUAGUGGAAGAAUGGAUGGUCAUGGGACCCUAGGUCGUAAACAACUUGAUAUGUCUUAUGAAAACUGGCACAAGGCACAUUCAUAUAUUCUGCAUAAUGAGGAUGAAGUUGCACCAUAUGUCGAAAGACACAUGAGACACUUGAGGAAGUACAAUCCAAGGGCGAAUCCGAAAUCCUUAGCUGAAAAACAAAGCAAGUCAUUCAUUGUUUGGUUCAAAGAUGAAGUAAUCAGGGAACUUGAGGACCCUUCAGUAGUAGUUUCUGAUCGAGUUAAGAGUUUAGCAUUUGGACCCAACUUUAGUGCAACUUACUAUUCUGGAUAUGUUAUUAAUGGCUGCACUUUUUACACCAGGUUUCAAGAUGAUAUUAGUACUAUGCAAAACAGUGGGGUUACUUUGGAAUCUGAAGCUAUUCAUUUUGCUAGUGCGAAAGAUAAGAAUCCGGUUUGUGCUACAAUGCGAUACUAUGGAGUCAUUGAAGAGAUUUGGGAGUUGCAUUACUGUAAGUUUUCGAUUCCUGUUUUCAAAUGCCAAUGGUUUGACAGUAACGGAGUUGUAGAAAGUAGCUUAGGGCAAAUAUUUGUCAAUCUUAAAAAGACCGGUCACAAAGAGGAUCCUUUUAUAUUAGCUAAUCAAGCUAGGCAGAUUUUUUAUAUGAAUGACCCCUCUGAUAAGAGAAUGGCAGCAGUCAUCACACCAAGGUCUCGAGUUGCCUUCUUUUCCAUCGAUGCCACUGGUGAUUGUUUAGAUGAUACUAUGUUGGAGGCUAGUUCUUUGGGAAGAAGAAAUGUACAAGUUCGGGGUGAUGAUGAUGAUGAUAAUGCUGAUGAUUCCUCGAUGUAUGUGAGAGAUGACCAUAACGAGGGUACAUGGGUUGAAGAACAAAAGAAUAGCAAGGGAGUCAAGCUAAAGCGAAAGCGAAAGCGUUCUAAUUAA